Molecule: messenger RNA, 884 nt
Organism: Canis lupus familiaris (dog)
Lineage: Eukaryota; Metazoa; Chordata; Mammalia; Carnivora; Canidae
Gene: HACD1
Product: 3-hydroxyacyl-CoA dehydratase 1
Biological process (GO): fatty acid elongation; very long-chain fatty acid biosynthetic process; sphingolipid biosynthetic process
Cellular component (GO): endoplasmic reticulum membrane
Molecular function (GO): 3-hydroxyacyl-CoA dehydratase activity
Source: RefSeq, marked validated
CCCUUCCCCCGGCUUCCACCUCCCCCGGGUGCACGGCCACCAUGGCGUCCAGCGAGGAGGACGGCACCAACGGCGGCGCCUCGGAGGCCGGCGAGGAGAAGGAGGCCCCCGGCAGGCGGAGGCGCCUCGGCUUGUUGGCCACCGUCUGGCUCACCUUCUACAACAUCGCCAUGACCGCGGGGUGGUUGGUUCUAGCUAUUGCCAUGGUACGUUUUUAUAUGGAAAAAGGAACACACAAAGGUUUAUAUAAAAGUAUUCAGAAGACACUUAAAUUUUUCCAGACAUUUGCCUUGCUUGAGAUAGUCCACUGUUUAAUUGGGAUUGUACCUACUUCUGUGAUUGUGGCUGGGGUCCAAGUGAGCUCAAGAAUCUUUAUGGUGUGGCUCAUUACUCACAGUAUAAAACCAAUCCAGAAUGAGGAGAGCGUGGUGCUUUUUCUGGUCGCGUGGACUGUGACAGAGAUCACUCGCUAUUCCUUCUACACAUUCAGUCUUCUCGACCACUUGCCAUACUUCAUUAAAUGGGCCAGAUACAAUUUUUUUAUCAUCUUAUAUCCUGUCGGGGUUGUUGGUGAACUCCUUACAAUAUAUGCUGCCUUACCAUAUGUGAAGAAGACAGGAAUGUUUUCGAUAAGACUUCCUAAUAAAUACAAUGUCUCCUUUGACUACUACUAUUUUCUUCUUAUAACCAUGGCCUCAUAUAUACCAUUGUUCCCACAACUCUACUUUCAUAUGUUACGCCAAAGAAGAAAGGUGCUUCAUGGAGAAGUGAUUGUAGAAAAGGAUGAUUAAAUGAUCCCCCUGAACAAGGUGCUUUUUCCAGAAUAACCAGGAUUACUUGAAUCCAAGUUUUAAUAACAAGAAUAAACAACUUUAUGAAAUAUU